This is a messenger RNA of Ictalurus furcatus (blue catfish), 591 nucleotides long. RefSeq lists its product as uncharacterized. The record is from RefSeq and is a predicted model, not a curated record. The transcript has a single exon. Bases 1 to 591 code for a protein of 196 amino acids. Lineage: Eukaryota; Metazoa; Chordata; Actinopteri; Siluriformes; Ictaluridae.
AUGGAUCCAGAUCCUACCCCGGGAACACUGAACACUACACCAGAUCCUACCCUGGGAACACUCAACACUUCCCCAGAGCCUACCCCAGGAACACUGAACACUACCCCAGAACCUACCCUGGGAACACUCAACACUUCCCCAGAGCCUACCCCAGGAAUACUGAACACUACCCCAGAAACUACCCUGGGAACACUCAACACUUCCCCAGAGCCUACCCCAGGAACACUGAACACUACCCCAGAAACUACCCUGGGAACACUCAACACUUCCCCAGAGCCUACCCCAGGAACACUGAACACUACCCCAGAAACUACCCUGGGAACACUGAACACUUCCCCAGAUCCUACCCCGGGAACACUGAACACUACCCCAGAACCUACCCCAGGAACAAUGAACACUACCCCAAAGCCUACCCCAGGAACACUGAACACUGCCCCAGAACCUACCCUGGGAACACUGAACACUGCCCCAGAGCCUACCCCGGGAACAUUGAACACUGCCCCAGAACCUACCCCGGGAACAUUGAACACUGCCCCAGAACCUACCCCGGGAACACUGAGCAGUACCCCAGAUCCUACCCCGGGAACAUGA